UAAAGCUGCUUCCCAGGCAGCUGCAUAGACCAAUGCGUAGCGGGGGUGAACCUGCCGUGGCAGCGAUGGGACGAGCACGGAGAAAUGACAGCUUGUGCAGGAAUUUAGGCUAAACUGCAUCCCAUCACUGACAGGACUGCAACUGUCGGCUCGGUCGAACUAUGUAACAGCGGGCAUUUCUCCCUUUCGAGGCGUUAUAUUUUUAUUUAUUUAUUUUUAAAUCUAAGAAUGGAUCCGGUGAAAUGGGUACUAAAGUUAACCCAGCGGUGUCCUUUGGAUGUUGCGGUGCUCCGUCUCCAACUCGACUAGGUUUCAAUGCUUGUGGAAAUGCUACCUCUCUCUGUGGGACGGUGAAAUAAUUUGCAGCAGUAAGGGGGAUAGUAACAGGAACGGGUGUGAAGGAGAUAACGGAAUUACCUCUCUGACCGAAGAACUGUGUGAGCCACCGUUCACUCUGAAUUUCUCCAGGAUUUCACCCUGCUGAGGACACUGGAGCCUUUCCAGGGAAUUGUUAUAUAGGUAGACUUUCUUUUUGCAUGUUGUUUUUGUCGGCUGAACAUAUCCAAUUCAUGCAAUUUCACUGCAUGAGCCGUUCAUUUUAAGAGAUUUAAAGAGCGGUCAGUAUAACGCUCUUUAAAUCGUUAAAUUGCACUUUUUAUUGGGAGGAAUUGAAGCUCUUGCGGAUUAAAUGGACAUAAGGCUGCUCCACAUAAUGUGAGCGUCAGCUCUGAGCUGCCAUUUGUCGUUUCUAACUGUCCGCGUGCACUGUCUAGCACAAAAUUUUUGAUUACGACUCUUGUCACCAGCUGGACAUAGAGCAUUAGCCUUUGGAUAGUCCAGAGAUUAGUUGGUAAUGACAUCAAAAAUCACACAAAAGAUAAUUUGACAAGAUGUAACAUUAUAGUUUUCGUUAAUUAUUUAACUCAUAAUUAACCAGAACCUUUUACGCGCAUCUUUGCAAUGGAUGCAUGUUGCCAUAAGUCCUUUUAUGAUAAAGCACAUUUAGGAGGCGAUGACUUGUAACUUGACAGCAUGAAAACAUCAGUGCACGGAUAAUGGAAAGUUAUUCUACCUGCACAUGUUUGAUGAAGUUGCGUUUACGCACCGGAAAGCAUGCGCUCUACAACUAGGCAAUGAAGAUUUUUUUAGGCAUGUUUUCUUCUUUUCUGAAAGUAGUUUUGCAUCAAAGAUGCAUGACUUUUUUUCAUGAGACAGUCUGCUAUAAAUAAACACUUUUAAUCUGGUAAGCUAUUUAAAAAAUUUUUUUUUUUAAACAUGAUUUGGAUCCGCCUGUGGUGAUUUUCUUGCUGUUUCCAUGCGUCUUUCUUCUUCUCCAGACCUCUGGACGUUGUUGUGGAUUGUGUUGCUAUUUAAUGCAAUGGGCUGUAUCCAGAGUAUCAGGUGUAAGCCUAAGAGUUUCCGAGACAGUAUCAUCGUCCAGGAGGUGAACACUUCCAUUGACCCAAAUCCUACCAGCAUCGACGAGUCAUCCAGCGUGGUCCUGCGCUACCGGACACCGCACUUCCGAGCUCAAGCCCGGGUCCUGGUGCCGCCAGUAGCCGGUAAAGAGACAUGGACCAUCGGCUGGAUUCAAGCCUGUAACCACAUGGAGUUCUACAAUACGUAUGGAAACAAAGGGAUGUCGAGUUGGGAGCUCCCCGACCUGCGUGAUGGCAAAAUCCAGGCCAUUAGCGACUCGGAUGGGGUGAACUACCCGUGGUACGGCAACACCACGGAGACCUGCACUGUGGUAGGCCCCACCAAGAAGGAGAGCAAGUUUACUGUUAGUAUGAAUGACAAUUUCUACCCCAGCGUGACCUGGGGAGUGCCCGUCAGCGACAGCAACGUGCCUCAGCUUAGCAGCAUCCGCCGCGACCAGAGCUUUACGACCUGGCUGGUGGCCAUUAACCAGGCCACCUCAGAGACACUUGUCCUGCAGACAAUCCGCUGGAGGAUGCGGCUUCACAUUCAAGUGGACCCAGAGAAGCCUCUGGCUCACAGGGCUGUUCUGAACGAGCCCGUGGCCCAGGAACAACCACAGAUCCUGGGCAAGAAUGAGCCCAUCCCCUCUAACGCCAUGGUCAAGCCCAACGCCAAUGACGCCCAGGUGCUGAUGUGGCGGCCAAAGAAUGGUGACCCCGUGGUGGUCAUACCACCCAAAUACUGACCUGUUUCACUGACCAGACUGGCCUUGGAUACCUUAACAGUAUCAUCUAUUAUUUGUUUUCUUUCUUUUGUUCCUGCUCAUCACCAGCUCCCACUGCUUUAACCUUUUCCCUCCUUUAUGCCUCUGUAUACUUCUCUCUUACGUUUUAAAGAAGACUGACAGAGAGAAACAGGCAAACGAAACCAGCUCUGAGAAAAAGACCAGCUGUUGCUCUGAGGUCGGGGCUUGAACACACUUUUGAAACUGGAGCGAACAAACUGCAACCAUUCUACCUUCAAACUGGGUCGGGUCGCACUGUGCUAAAUGAAAUCAUUGCAAAAAUGAAAAACAAGAGCAUUUCUUUGUUUUUUUAUUUCAGUUUUAUAUUUUGGCUGUUUGGGCCAAGUGUUGUGGGGUUUGUGAGUGUGGGUGUAUUUAAGUAUUUACAUGAACAUGUCUGCGCACAUGCUCCAUACAUGGACAUGCACAAACCUUAUGUAUGAAUACCAGUUGUAUUUUUAUUUAUGGGCUGGGAAAGAGUGCAUUUAAUUUAGUUUUUUGUUGCAUUGGGUGAUAUUACUAGAUUUUAGUACUUUUUUAAAAACAUGCAAGACAUUCAAUCCAUGCUGCCUUAAGUUUACAUCGCUUUCCACUGCAAACUUUUUUCGCCUUAAACAAAGUGCAAUGCAGUAUUUUGCUCAAUUGUCCCAUCUCUUCCAGACUGUUGGUGCUGGCAUGUGUAGGUUUAGGACAGGAACAAUACCACAGAAGAAGACCCGGACUGAAGGCUUUUAUGUUCAGUUGCAUUUACCUGACAAAUGUAUUUUGUCUCAUGAGUAAAACCUGCAUUAUGCGUAGACACAGUUAUACAACCAAGCGCAAGUGCAUUAUGCAACCCUUGUCAAUAGCACUCAACACAAUAAUAAUGUGCAAUAACAACUUGAGCAAAAAGUAGGAAAGCACUCCACCUUAUUUCAUUCACUUUAUUCUGUUUAUAGGCAGCCGUAGCAUUCAACAUCAGAACACAAGUUUACCUUUGUCUGUAUCACUCCAUCUCAGGGCCCCUUUUCACUUCCUUCCCUUCUUUCAUCCAUCCUGUCUGGCCUACUCUUUCUUGCCACAGUGAGUAACUAAGUGUUUGCAUUGCUCACAUUGAACAAGCAAUGCUUUGAUUAAUAAGCAGCCAUAGACAGGGGAAAUAACUGGAGACUUAAUAUUAUAGAAAGAAAAGGCAACAAAAAUCAAUAAAAUGUGUAUACGAUUGUCAAGAUUGACAGCACAGCAGAUAGCCUGCUGUUUUUAUUCUCCAGUUAUUAAGAUCAAAACAUGUCUCUCAUGUUAACAGUGUUUUUUGCCUUCCACUAUUCUUUCUCUCGUUUUGAUCCGUCUUCGAGGCUGAGAAGCAGAGCAGGAGGCAUGCAAGUUUGAUCCUGACUGCUCGGUUGGCAUAUAGAUGACCCACUUUUGUGCCCUGCCAGUGGUAGCGCUCGCUGCAGAAAUGUGGGGUUUGUCUCCCUUAAGUUCACCCCCAGCAAAUGUAAGACACAGGCAGACGCAUACACAAACAGCUCUGGUCAGCUAAAUACCAACAUUAAAUGAGAUGUCAGUUUAGCUGUUGAGCUUUCAAAAGGGCUUCAGCUGCAAACUUAAAACUUUUAAAAGCAGAGAAAAAUUGCAUCAUUUGGCAUCAUGAGGAGCCAAAAUAUGGGUAAAAAGUUAUUUAUGUGCAUACUAUUUUAAAAUGUGUUAACGAGCUCUGUUAGUUUGUUCUGUUAAUGGCCAGUUUUUCACUUUCACAUGCUACAAACAUCUUCUUACUGUUGGCUCACCAACUUCCUGUGUUUUGCCUCCAACCAAAGAAAUAAUUUGCAUGCAAGUCGGACCUGCUCAUGUAUUUCACAAAGAUCAGUAAGCUGCUGCUAUUUCAGUGUAUUAGUGUCUCCCUACUACCGGCUGUACAAAGCAUUCAUCCAUCAAACAAGCCACAUUUCUUUGUGUUUUUUUUUUUAAGAUAUUCUGUCCAUUUAACCAUUACAAAACAUAACUAUUUUAUGAUUCAACUCAUUAGUACUUUGAUUUGGCUAAUAUUUAUACCAAGACUGUAAAGGAAUAGUUCAACAUUUUGGGAAAUAAGCUUAUUCACUUUUGUUGCAGAGAAUAAGAUUACAAGAUAGAUACUCUCAUGUCUGUGCGCUAAAUAUGAAGCUACAUCUGGCAGGUAGCUUAGCUUAGCAAGACUAGAAGCAGCCUGGCUCUGUCCAAAGAUAACAAAAUACACCUACCAGCACCUCUAAAGCUCACUAAUUAACGCAUUAUAUCUCACUUGUUUUAUCCGUACAAAAACCAAAGUGUAAAAAUUACAAGUUGUGGCUUCACGGGGUUUCUACAUAACCAUCUCCUGGUUGUAGCUUCAUGUUUAGUAUACAGAUACGAGAGUGAUAUCAAUAUUCUCAUCUAACUCUUGGCAAGAAAACUGCAGAGCACCAUGCAGAUUCAUGUUGUAAUAUUUAGCUGAACCAGAGCUAAAAAAAUUUAUAACCACGAUAGCCUCUGCUCUGGGUAGGCUGGGUCGCAGGGCACUGUGGUGAAGGAAGAAGAGAAGUAAAAGACUAUUGGGGGACUGCUGUCAUAAUUAGAUCUACUGUGACACACUUACAUGCCCUAGAUGGACUGAACUGUGCCAAGUCGUGCCAUGCAAUGCAAGGGCCAGCUAGAGUCAUGGGUGAGGUUUAAGUGAGAUCAGAUAGCAAAGGUCAGGGUCAAAGUCGACAGUCGAGUGGCGGUGAGGGAAUGAAUAUGAAGAUGACAACAAAUUGAAUCCAUUUAGACAUUAAAACCAGCUUAAAAUAACAGUGACAUUUACCAAGCGCAACUUGGAUGUCAACCACAAGUUAUUUCAAUUUGGGGUUUGUUUUGAGGGGAGCAGAGAAAGCUGCGGCUCAUGACCUUUCACUUAACGUAGCAUUUGUAUCAGCCUCGUAAUGUCUUGUGAUGAUCUAUUGACACUGUGGAUAGUACUCAAGCUGCACUGUGUAAUUAAACCUUGACACGCAAAGUGUCCCACACUCACAUCAUGUAUGUGUGUGUGUGUGUGUGUGUGUGUGUGUGUGUGUGUUAAAUCCCAUUUGAGGGAUUUAGGCAGGAUGAGGAGUUUCACUGAUGUGAUUCUGUUGUUGAGUCAUGAAUCUCUCUCUCACACAAACAGUGCAGGGAAGGUUACGUCCUUGUCAUAAAACAGGGAAAUAGCUUGCCCCCUCUCUGUCUCUGUCUGACACACACACACACACACACACACACACACACACACACACACACACACACACACACACACACACACACACACACUCCCUGAGGGGAAAGGAGCAGGCCUGGCGUGGUAUCCGAUUGUCACAGCAGUGUCACAUUGGCAGUGUGAACUUAUUUAUCAGCCCUGCACGUGGACCGGCUGAACACAUGCUACAAAGCCAUAUUCACAAACACACCUGUUAACUUACAAACAGGAAGUGACACGUGUAUUUUUUGUGUGGUUAAAUAAGAGUGAGUAGGUUAUGAAAGAGAAAUGGAAGUAUUGAGGUCACUGAGUAGGUGCCUGUCAACAGCAUUUCAUGUUAUAUUGUAGGAUAAGGGCACUAAUAGUCUUCUCUGUGUGUGUCUGAGUCUGUUUAAGAUGUGUUAAUGUGUAUUUUAUGUUCGCACAACAGAAGAACUUCAUAAAUGCUUUAUGUGCUUCCUUAACUAAGCCACAGAAAAACAAAAUCGCACAUUUUUAAUUUGCUCUAUGGAGGGCAAAAGGUGCCAAAAUUGGACAAAGCCAAAACUAUGCAGAAGGACAUUGUUAGUAACUCGUGAACUCUAAAACCUCUUGGCACUUAAUAACAAGCCUGCUUUCAGUUGUUUUUGAUCAUUAAAUGCAUUAGCAUAUUUGUAUUUCCAGAGAAACAUCACAAAGGCAAAUGUGGAUGAAAGCCUCCUCUCAUAAAUCUACACCAUUACACUUCUUCUGAGGGCUGCUACCUUUGCUUCAGAACGUUAUGCAGUUAUUUAACUCCCAUGACACAUCAGUGAAUCAUCAUCCUUUUAUUUAAACCAAUAAAACAUCCCAAGUUCACACUCAGGACCUCCUGCCUUCAUCCUGCCUUUGACUUUUGGUUCUAUCCCAUGAAAAAGAAAAGUUCAGUUCAUCUUGCUGUUCUUCUUACUUCAAAAAUAAAGUCAACAUGGUUUAAAUACAAAUGUAGCACAUACGAUAAUAUGAGCGACCAUGUAUGCUUCUCAUUUUGUUUGGCUUGUUUUCUGGAAAUACAUCACUGGAAUAGUUAAAGCAGUUUGUGUUUUUUUUUUUUUUUUUGUAUAGCUUUGACUUUUACACCGAUACUUGAAAAUGGGUCAGUUCUGGCAAAUAUUUAAAACUGUGAAAAUGCAACCCCUGAAAAAAUACAUAAAAAGUUUUUUUUUCAUGAAUGAAUAAAACGUACAAUUAUUA
This is a messenger RNA of Sander lucioperca (pikeperch), 6629 nucleotides long. RefSeq names its product family with sequence similarity 78 member Ab (gene fam78ab). The transcript has 2 exons. NCBI's taxonomy places the organism in Eukaryota, Metazoa, Chordata, Actinopteri, Perciformes, Percidae. Bases 1316 to 2167 code for a protein of 283 amino acids. The record is from RefSeq and is a predicted model, not a curated record.